CGCCCCGCUCCAGCCCACGCAUCGUUCGUUGGAGAGCGUAGAGGACAUCAGGAUGGCGCCUAUCACUCGUAGGGCCAAUGCCAUCGUCGUCGUGGGGAUGCUCCUCGCGGCUGCCAUGGCAGCGGUGGCGACCGACGUGGCGGAGCCUGAGGCGGCGGCCGAGGUGUCGUGCGGGGACGCGGUGAGCGCGCUGAUCCCGUGCGGGUCGUUCCUGGUGGGCGCCGUCGCCGGGGCGCCGAGCGAGAGCUGCUGCCGCGGCGCGCAGGGGCUGCGGAGGAUGGCGGGCACGCCGGGCGCACGGCGCGCGCUCUGCAGGUGCCUGGAGCAGUCCGGCCCGUCCUUCGGCGUGCUCCCGGACCGCGCCCGGCAGCUACCCGCGCUCUGCAAGCUCGGCAUCUCCAUCCCCGUGAGCCCCCACACCGACUGCGACAAGAUACAGUGAGCGGCCGGCGGGCGAGCUGAUGAUGGCCCGACGCGUGCAUGCGCGUGGCGUGAAGUGAUGGCACGAAGUGUUCGAUGGAGGAGUUCAUGGAUGAAUAAAUAGUACUGUAGCUACUACUAAAUGUAUUUCGCCUGCCCUGCUACUACUGUAGUCAUGGUUGUAUAAUAAUGGUGUCAGUAUCUA
Molecule: messenger RNA, 625 nt
Organism: Triticum urartu
Lineage: Eukaryota; Viridiplantae; Streptophyta; Magnoliopsida; Poales; Poaceae
Product: non-specific lipid-transfer protein A-like
Biological process (GO): lipid transport
Molecular function (GO): lipid binding
Source: RefSeq, a predicted model, not a curated record